GACCUCCUACUCAACAACUGACACAGCAGGGAUUGGCCGACAUGCCUCAUCCAGGCCGUCGGGUGCCGCUGUACCGGGAGCAGGCGCGGAUUCAACAGGGCUUCUCCUUCCCGGCUAGGGCGGUUGUUAGGGCUGGGAUGGCGCCGGGCAGCGGCUCCCAGAGGCCGUAGGCCGCUCGGCCGUGUGCUGCGUUGGACCGGCUGCUCUGCGCGGCGCGAUGGCCAUGAACGAGGCGAGCCUGGAGGCGGCGAUCGAACUGUACAAGGCGCAGCUGCAGCAGGUGGAGGCGGCGCUGGGGGCUGAGAACCAGCCCGAGGCCGACGCCGAGGCCCAGUCCGACCUGCUUCAGCUCCAAGCGGACCUGCAGCAGCUGAUCGCGCUCACCGAGUCCAGCCUCCUCUCGGUCCGCAAGAGCCAGCUGCUGGAGCAGCUGCACCGAGCGGCCUCCCCAAUGCCCGAGCCCGGAGAAGGAGCUCAGCUGGACGCGGAAUACGCCGCUUUUCGGGCGGCUCUGGCCGGGCAGACUGAUGGCGAGGCGGCGGAGAGGAACCAGGAGCCCGAGGCUGGUGACGAGGAGCCGGAGGAGGCCGAGGAAGAGAUCGGCGGCACCAAGGUGCGGGCUCCCUACCGCACGCCGUGGGGGCCGCUGCAAUAUCACAACGCCAUGAUCGUGGGCAUCGAGAGCGACGAGCCACCGGAGCCCACCGUCCGUGUCCUGUGGAUCCACCCGACCCAGCGCGCCAUGAAGCCGUGCCCCUUCUAUCUCUCCGGGACCUGCCGCUUCCAGAACUCCUGCAGAUACUCGCAUGGAGAGGUCGUGGCUAUGUCUGAACUGCGGGGAUUUGAAGAACUGGACCUCAGUUCACUUGAGGUGGGGUCAUCCUGUUUAGCUAAAUUUGAAGAUGAGAUUUGGUAUCCAGCUAAAAUCCAAGAUAUAGAUAAUGGUUACUUUACAGUAAAAUUUGAUUCCUUGCUUCAGAAAGAAAUGGUAGUGGAAGGGGAUGGGAUUAUGCCAGUUCAUCAGACUGACGAGUCGUCUUCAUCAUCUAGCUCUGAGGAUGAGGGUCAGCUUGGUUAUGCUAAAGUUUUGGAUUCAAAAUCUGGGGGGAUAGAAAGUUGGACUGCAGCUUCCAGCUCUUCAUUUGCUGGUUGGGAAGCCCAUACUCGAGGCAUGGGAUCCAAACUAAUGAUUAAGAUGGGUUAUGAAUUUGGCAAAGGUUUAGGAAAGAAUGCGGAAGGUCGACUGGAGCCUGUACAUGCAGUGGUUUUACCACCAGGGAAGUCCCUGGAUCAAUGCACUGAAAUCCUGCAAAAGAAGAGAGAAAGAAAACUGAACCACCUUCAUCAAAAGAAACACAAGAGGAAAGGUCAAGGGGGCUCGUGUGUUAAAGAGAGAAAACCUCGCCAGACUGUGUUUGAUUUUUUGAAUGAUAAACUUCAAAGUACUGGGCAAACCAGCAGCUCAUCAGUUCAAACUGAAAUUCCUAAAAGAGAGAAAAACAGCAAAGAAUGUUACAGGGCCAGCAAAAGUAUGAAGAAAACUUUAAAUAUCCAGCUUUUUCAGAUAAUGCAAAAGAUAGACCAUACAGAAAAGGACAUUGCAAAAAUUAUGGAAGCACUUGCAAGAAAUGUUGGAAGAGACAAGGCAGUAACUUCUCAUCUGGAAGAGAAGUUGUCUAAUGCAAGGAAGCAGUUAUCCUAUCUAAAGUCUCAGGAAUCUGGGGCUCAGCGUGAACAAAAGAAAGCAGACACGCACAAGAUGAUGACCAAAUUCUGACUUUUAAUCCUACAGUGCUCUUUGUUCAGUUUUGCAGUGUACCAAUUUGUGCAUUUUCUUCUGUAAAAUAUACUGUGUACAAUGAAAUUAAUGUGUAAAAAUAGUUCUUAGUGUUUGUGUUAUUAGGUAUGUCUUUUUGAAGGUUUUGCAGAGAACUAAUAAUGAAACUUUUUUCAUUAGAAGAAACUUGAUAUGAGUACCCAAACGUCACAAUUGCUCUACUAACUUUUUAAAAACUCAACAGUAAUAUUGUUUUGGUCUUGUAAAUUGUAAGCUCGCAGUUAUGUAAAACUGUUUUCACCUGUGAUUUUGCAUAAUUUAAGAACAUGGAGCUAAACUCAAGAAGCAUUGAAUUGUUGUGAUCAAACUCCAGGAAUAACAGGGUAACAUACUUUUGUUUGAAAGAGAUUUUCAGUUUUCAUGUGUUGACAGACUGAAAAUUCAUUUGCACUGUCAUUUCAAAUAUCAACUGAAACGAUUGUGAUCCUUGGAUUCAACCUUGCCAUAUGAGGAGCUUCGACACCAACCACUUAAGCAUUAGAGUAGAUCCUGAAACUCUGCAGCUGUUUGGAUAAUAUGGACCUUGUUUAUUUCUAGGUUAUUUGAUAACGUACUCAUUAAAAACUUGAAGCACCAUCUGCAGGUAAUACAGCAGAAGAACUCCGCAUUAAAAGUACUAUGGGUGUGAACUGGAAGAUAUUACACAGGUGAAAUGAGAUUAUUGAGAAAUUUGAUGAUUUUUGAAGCAGCAUUUGUGAUGAACAGCAGUGAGCAUGUACGGACCAGUGAAUAAGUACAAAUUAGUGUGGCCAAGUUCAGGGCAAUAAAUGUGUGAGACAAGCAAGGGCAGUAAUGUUUAUGGAAGGAGGAGGCUGACAAGAAAAGUUUAAUGUGGCAAUGGUUAGAAUAAACACAAGGUAAUUUAUUGAUAUAGCUGAAUGAAAUGCACAGGAACUCAAAUUGUUUUCUGCUGAACAGAUGGUUUUGCAUUUUAGAGUCUGAUCUUGUGUCAAGGAAUAAAUGAAAACAAAAUGGAGAAAAUGUGA
Messenger RNA from Pristis pectinata (smalltooth sawfish), 2823 nucleotides. It is a transcript of the gene zgpat, whose product is annotated as zinc finger, CCCH-type with G patch domain. Gene Ontology annotation, molecular function: metal ion binding; DNA-binding transcription factor activity, RNA polymerase II-specific; RNA polymerase II cis-regulatory region sequence-specific DNA binding. Gene Ontology annotation, cellular component: nucleus. The coding region runs from base 218 to 1777 and encodes 519 amino acids. Gene Ontology annotation, biological process: regulation of transcription by RNA polymerase II; negative regulation of DNA-templated transcription. Lineage: Eukaryota; Metazoa; Chordata; Chondrichthyes; Rhinopristiformes; Pristidae. The transcript is spliced from 6 exons. The record is from RefSeq and is a predicted model, not a curated record.